CCUCCCUUCCUCCCUCCCUCCCUCGCUCAAGCAGUCAAGCUCAUCCCCUCCCCUGCUUCCCCCCUCUUCCCAAGCCCCGAUUCACAGCCGCAACUGACGCCAUGAGAGGGGAACCCGACCUACAUAGCCCCCGCUAGCCUCUCCGCAGCAGCUCCCGCCGCAAUAAUCCACGGCCUUCUUCCACGCUCCCGUCCGUCCAAGAAAGAUGCGGCCGUCACGGGGGGAUCUCGGCGUCCUCUGCCGCGGCUUCCUGCUCCUGCUCCUCCCUUUCCCGUCCCAUGGCAAGGACAUGCCCCUCGGCUCCACCCUCACGCCGGGCGGCAACUCAGCGGCGUGGGCGUCGCCGAACUCCACCUUCUCCCUCGCCUUCGCGCCGUCCCCGACAUCCCCGUCGCUCUUCGUCGCCUCGGUCACCUACGCCGGCGGCAUCUCCAUCUGGUCCGCGGGAGCCGGCGCGCCCGUAGACUCGGGGGGCUCGCUCCUCCUCUCCUCCACCGGCGACCUGCAGCUGGUCAAUGGCUCCGGCGUCGUGCUCUGGUCGUCCGGCACCGCCGGCCGGGGCGUCUCGGCGGCCGCCCUCCAGGAGAGCGGCAUCCUCGUGCUCAAGAACUCCACGGGCGGCGCCGUGUGGCAGUCCUUCGACCACCCGACGGACACCGUGGUCAUGUCCCAGAACUUCGCGUCCGGCAUGAACCUCACCUCCGGCUCCUACGUCUUCACCGUCGACCGGGCCACCGGCAACCUCACGCUCAGGUGGGCCAACGCCGGCUCCGCCACCGUCACCUACUUCAACAAGGACUACAACUCCACCUUCACCGCCAACAGGACGCUCAGCUCCCCGACGCUCACGAUGCAGACCAACGACAUCGUCUCCCUCACCGACGGCACGCUCAACGCACCCGUCGUCGUCGCCUACAGCAGCAAUUACGGCGAGAGCGGCGACAUGCUGCGCUUCGUGCGCCUCGACUCGGACGGCAACUUCCGCGCCUACAGCGCCGGGCGCGGCAGCGGCACGGCCACCGAGCAGUGGUCCGCGGUGGCGGACCAGUGCGAGGUGUUCGGCUACUGCGGCAACAUGGGCGUGUGCGGCUACAACGGCACGUCGCCGGUGUGCGGGUGCCCGUCGCAUCAGCAGACGGAGCAGCGGCAGCAGGGGGCGACGGUCUCCGACGCCGUGGCGGAGGAGGCGCCGGGCGGGGGCGCACGGGGCUUAGAUCCACCCAUCCCAGGACCGGUGGAGGACAGGGGCAGUUUUGAAAAACGAAACGUUUUUUUUCACUUAAAAAAGAACUGCGGGAUGAUUAACUGA
Hordeum vulgare subsp. vulgare (domesticated barley) is the source of this 1309-nucleotide messenger RNA. RefSeq names its product G-type lectin S-receptor-like serine/threonine-protein kinase At1g34300. The transcript has a single exon. Bases 206 to 1309 code for a protein of 367 amino acids. NCBI's taxonomy places the organism in Eukaryota, Viridiplantae, Streptophyta, Magnoliopsida, Poales, Poaceae. The record is from RefSeq and is a predicted model, not a curated record. Gene Ontology annotation, biological process: recognition of pollen.